AUGAUUCAGAAUCAGUUGUUUCGUGCUGAUGUGAUUCGCCUCUAUAAAACACUCUAUUACCUUGGUAAAGAAUACCCGAAGGGCUCGUUAUGGUUCCAUAAUAAACUUAAGAACGCCUUCGUUCGCAACAAAGAUGAAACGGAUCCAGAAAAGAUCAAAGCGUUAAUAGCGAAAGGCAAUUAUGUGGUGAAAGAACUUGAAAGUAUGUAUUACUUACGCAAAUAUCGAACACUUAAGAAACGUUACUAUGAAUGA
Messenger RNA from Anisakis simplex (herring worm), 255 nucleotides. The record is from the annotation of a GenBank genome assembly. Lineage: Eukaryota; Metazoa; Nematoda; Chromadorea; Rhabditida; Anisakidae.